This is a messenger RNA of Chaetomium globosum CBS 148.51, 1500 nucleotides long. RefSeq lists its product as uncharacterized. The record is from RefSeq and is a predicted model, not a curated record. Lineage: Eukaryota; Fungi; Ascomycota; Sordariomycetes; Sordariales; Chaetomiaceae. The transcript has a single exon. Bases 1 to 1500 code for a protein of 499 amino acids.
AUGGGCUCGAUGUCAGCUCCAACUGCAGCGUACGGCGGCACAACACCGCUAGCUGCGCUAACAUCCGUAUUUACGCCUCCCUGUCCCACUUCCUGGCUCCUGACGACCACCAGGUCGUUCUCUCAGUACCCGCCUUUUCCGACAACGGGCCCAGCGUCUUGCGACCCACCCUCGUGGAGGACCAACAUCGCCGGAGCCGGCUUUCAUUACUACUCCCCUGCCAUCUGCCCUCAAGGUUUCGUUGUCGGCCCAAACUGCGGCAUCACCAAAACCCGGACGGACGAGGGAUUCCCCGCUAUCGCGCCUGGAGAAACGGCCGUGUAUUGCGUUCCCAGCGGAUUGACCUGCACAACAGACCUUACUGACUUCCGUGGUGGUGUAUGGGGUUUCGCGAGUCCUGCUAUGACGCCUGGCGCUCUUGCAACGGUCGGACCAGCAAUUCAGAUUCGAUGGGUGGAGGCAGACCUGACCAAGCUUGAAACCCAUCCCCUCACGCCAGGCCUCAAACUCGCCAGGACAGACUCUGAAAAGACAAGCCCCCCCGGUAUGGGGUCGACUACCACCACUGGUCCCGCCACAGGAACGACCGCGACACCGGGAAAGCGGCCGGCGCUGGAGGACGGGGAGACCGAAACGUCCACGACGGUUGGCCCAGAUACCCAGGGCUCGCCCGGGUCAAUAGGUGGCUUCACCCAUAUUUUUGACCCGCUGGAUCCAACGACUAGCCUUGCUCCCGCAAACACUGCCGGGAGCGCUUCAGAUGGGGGAAUCGGGUCACUGGACCGGACUACGAGCAUCGUCGUUAUCGUCGUGGUGACAGUUGUCGCCGGUAUCGGCCUCUGGGUGGCCGCAUUCCUUCUUGUUCGGCGGUAUAAGAAAAGAGUCGCAAAGCGGCAAGGGUCGCGCUCAACAACGUAUGGUGACGAGACGAGCUUGGAGCAGGGGUCCCAUCGGCACAAGCGAGGCGAAUCCGGCGUGCCACAGUCGAUGAUCAGCCCGGCGUCGGAGCUGUAUGCUGGGCCUCCGGCGAUCGGCAGCACCCCGAACCCCGCCGAGCUCGAAGGCGACGUUGUGGUCCAACUCCCGGCUAAGACAUGGGUGCAUCAAAAACUGUGGCAGAAAGGCUCGUCUCUGCAGCCGCCGCUGACCUCACCGCGGUCGAUGAUGUCGGCGCGUUCGGCGAGAAGAACAGUGCGGGAGUCGUUUGGCGAGAAGGUUAACGACCCGGCAGCAGCAUUGGGAAGGUUGAAGAUACCAACUCCGCGCGCGAUGGGACGGCCUUCACCGAGCUCCGCUAGCCCGGGCGGACGCAGCUUUUGGAGGAUGCAGAGGAGUCCGAGGAGUCCAUUGGCGCCGGGGAGACUGAGCGCGCAAUUACCCAAGCCAUCGCCAAGGUCUAGGCUGAGUGGGAAUGUGUCGAGGGCGAGUACGCCGGGGCGAGGGAAACCGGGGUGGCAAGGCGAUGUUUCGGAGAACACGCAGCGGGAUGCUACGCAAUGA